CAGCUCCGCGAUUAACUCGAUCGAUGAUCGACUCGGCCGGCAGAGUGAUAAUAUUGCAGCGCAAAUGAGUUAAUUAAUUUUCAAGCGCGGGAUCGGAGUUGUGCAUUUCAACGCAUAUUUCAAGAUUACGUCCUCACGGACUAUUUACGUAUUGUAUACACGAAUCUUUUUUUCGUGCAAAUAAUCUGAUUGUCGAGUUGAAGGACGAGUAUGCACAUGCGCCAAAUGUAUCAGCUGUUUUAACAGGCUUUCCUCGACAGUUUUCGGUGACAUGCAUCGAAACGAGCGAGAAACUUGGAGGUACAGAGAUUAUUUGGCACAUAUAGUUGAAACUGUCACUCUUUCUGUCACCAAUACAUUGCUCGCAACUGAAGGACAUAAUAGAAUGUCAGAGAGAGAGGGACAAACCAAGUACAAUAUUUCUUAAAGACGUCACAUUCUUAUAUAUAUAUAUAUAUAGCAUAUGCACGAACGAUCGCACGCAUAACGGUGUGGCUGGAAACGUUGGAAAGUACGGAUGUAGAGCGAGGAAGAGCGGUGCCUAACGGUGAUCGGUUUGAGAAGGAAUUCUUUCCAGUCGUCAACUUCGUCUGGCAACUUGAUCUUGGAACUGGUGUUUCGAUUUUAAAUAUCGUGACGAAUAAAUUGAAUCUAUGAUCACUGACGACUUCGUACGAAAAUGUUAUUCGAAAUAAUGUUAAUCUGUUUUUCUAUUGUGCUCGCCGCUAUUGCUCUCGGCAAAACGUGUCUGCUUUGCCAAAUAAAAUAUUAUUACAUUGGGGCAGUAUAUCAUUUUCACGAUGUAUUCAACAUAAUGCGUAAUAAAAUAGAUUUACCUUCAAAGCCGGAUAAAGUUGCAAUUGUUACCGGUGGUUCUAGAGGUAUAGGAGCGGAGGUAGUCAAAAAAUUAUUACAAUGUGACAUGGAAGUUAUAAUCGCUUGUAGGACAACUAAAGCGGGUGAAAAGUUCAUCCAUGAAAUUAGAAAAUCUGGUAUCGCUAGUGGGCGAGCAAAAGUUUAUAAACUUGACAAUUCUUCUCUCGAAUCGGUCAGAGAAUUCGCCAAGCAAAUCAAAACAGACUAUGAUAAAAUUCACAUAUUAAUCAACAACGCCGCUAUUAUGUUUCCCGCUGUCCAUAAAAAAACAGAAGACGGAUACGAUGAACAAUGGGCCGUGAAUUAUUUAUCACACUUUUUACUAACGUCUCUCCUUUUGCCACUAUUGAAAACUGGUGGACGUCCUGACGAAUGUAGCAGAAUUGUUAACGUUACCUCAUGUGCCCAAGAUAUUGCUACUAUAGAUUUUGACCACAUCAAUGAUGCUUCUGGGAAAAUAUUUUGCACGCAUACAGGAUACGGACAAAGUAAAUUAGCACAAACAAUAUCCACAAUAACGUUGCAGAGACUCUUAAAUGACAAAUCAUUGAAUAUAUCUGUACAUUCCGUGCAUCCAGGAAUAGUAAGAACAGAUCUAUUCAAAGAUACGCUCCUAGGCAACUACAAAUUUCUUAUGGCCGCGUGGAAGACACCUGAUCAGGGAGCAACUCCAAUUAUAUAUGCUGCAAUUAACAAAGAUAUUGAAAAGAAAACUGGGACAUAUAUUAGUAAUUGCAAAGAAAUUCCUGUACCUUCAUUAGCACUAAAGGAGGAAAUACAGGAACGAUUAUUUGAAUUAUCUUUAAAACAAGCACAUUUAAAAAAUUUUUUCCAACAUUUAUAAAAGUCAACAGUCUAAUUUUUUAUUUGUACCUGAUAAACGAUUUGUUAGUCAUUGAAUUUAAUACUUCAAUAAACUUACAAAUUAUUUAUUAUUUUUAAUGUAUGUUUAAUACACAAUUAUUUUUAAUAUAAAUUAAUAUUUUUUUAUACAUUGAAAAACUCAUACGGUACAAUCUAUUCUAAUUCUGUGAAAGAAAAAGCUAUAACCAUCUAUGUAAAUAUCAUAUAUGAAAUAUGUAUUUCUGUAAAGAUGACAAUACGACAACUUAAAGAUCUAAGAAAGCCUUUUGUAUGACAAAAGAUAUAAAUUUGCUUAUUCAACAUGUUAUAAUGUAAAAAAAAGAUGUCGUUUAUAGACGUUAUCAUUAUUAUUAUCGUAUGAUGGAUAUAGUUUACAUGAAUGGAUAUUGUAUAUAUUCUUUAAAAAAUAACAUUCGCGCAGUUUAUUACUUUGCUCUUUCUUUACAAGUUUUCUUUACAAUUUUUUUUCUAUUUUCUGCUGUAAGCAACUGUUAUCGUGGAAAUUGUAUAUCUUGACAAUUUGGCAAGUUAUAAUAUUAAUCCCUGACUUUUAAAUUUAUUGUAUAAUCACAUUUGUGUUAUAUAAUCGAAAUCUAAAAAUAAUUUUUUUUUAAUAUUAGUAAAAAAAAUACAUUUUGGAACAAAUAGGUCCAAAAGAGUAACAUUAAAAUAUUAAUAAUUACAAAUUUAUACAUAAAGAUCAGGUUGAUUGAUUUAAGUG
Monomorium pharaonis (pharaoh ant) is the source of this 2461-nucleotide messenger RNA. RefSeq names its product dehydrogenase/reductase SDR family member on chromosome X. Bases 680 to 1720 code for a protein of 346 amino acids. The record is from RefSeq and is a predicted model, not a curated record. The transcript has 7 exons. NCBI's taxonomy places the organism in Eukaryota, Metazoa, Arthropoda, Insecta, Hymenoptera, Formicidae.